AUGGGCCCCAACACCACGAUCUUUCGCCUCAUGGCGUUGGCCGCUGCCCUGAGCCAGGCGACUGCUACCUUCGAUCUCGAUACUUCUGGUCCUAGCUGGGCCUAUACAUCCGAGGACCUCGCAGACACGACAUCCCAGGCUUGCAAGGAUGCCUACAGCGCCAGUAUCAACUGCGAUGAAACUCUCCUUAAGAUCGUAGCGUCGAUGGAUCCCGACUUCGACCCACAACCUGCAGACUUGGAAGCUAUGUGUACCACAACAUGCAGUGAUUCCUUGUCGCAGUACAUCAAGAACGUCAACGCUAAAUGCGACAAGGACGGUGAUCUAGCCGGGCUUAACGCGGGGAGAAAGCUUGACUACGAGGUUCCCGUGGCCACCGUCGGCGAGGUUUUCCAGUACAAAUACAGCCAAGCUUGUGCCACAAGCGGGUCUGAUUACUGCUUCGUGACCUAUCCCAGAAGUCCUGAUUGGGCCAGUGGGGAGUUCCCAUGUGACAACGAAUGUGCAGUUAAGUUUUUCCAAAACGCGCACAACCAACCUGGCUCGGCAUAUUUCUUCAGUUACUUUUCGCUUAACACCCAAACUUCAUGGUGGGACGAUGUCUUUGCCGAGGGCUGGGAAACAGUGGUAAAGUGCCACAAAGACGGAAGCGAUGUGAGCUCCGUUAGCACCAGCGAAAGUGCGACAAAGACCGACACCGUUGAAACUUCAUCUGUAAGCAGCUCAACUAGCACCGAAGCUGCGAUCUCCACUACCUCAGCAUCGACUACAGCGACGGAGACCGCCUCACCAGUUCGGUCCGCCUCUGGGGCAACUUCUGCUACAGCCAGCAGUGGUGCUUCCAGGCUCAGACCCUUCUUCUUUUCCAGAGGUUUCUUGGCAUAG
Molecule: messenger RNA, 885 nt
Organism: Penicillium paradoxum
Lineage: Eukaryota; Fungi; Ascomycota; Eurotiomycetes; Eurotiales; Aspergillaceae
Exons: 2
Coding region: 1-885 (294 amino acids)
Source: RefSeq, a predicted model, not a curated record